UACGCUAUUGUACCGAAGAAUGAUUGUGAAACUUCAGACACUUUUCAACUGGUUUCCAUAAAGUUACCAAAAUCAGUCGACCAUGAAUGUGAAGCCAAAGAAAUGUCAGUAAUAUUUGAAGUCAUUCGUCGAUCACCAAAAUGUACAGCAGUGGGAAGAGAUGGUGAAUAUAUUUCCACAGUGAAUGGAUUAAGCCUCUUGGUCUAUUAUUUCAAAAACAAAAAGUGUUUCAGAUUCUUUAAGUGCAACAAGCAAAAAGGGUGCCAUAUAAUAUAUUCACUGUUGUGAAAUGCCAUCCUCGUGAAGACUGCAUAGCCACAGGACACAAAGAUGGCAAGAUUCGACUCUGGUGAAAAUUAUUCUGUAACAAUAUAACAGUAAGGCACACAUGUAUUUUUGUACCAAUUCUAUUUUCUUUGUUUAGGUACUGUGUUAUUUAGUGGUGGUGUUGAAUCUGUGCUGGUACAGUGGUCUUUCAGCUUGGAACAGAAAAAAGAAUUUCUGCCACGUUUAGGUGCAGCUAUUGAACAUAUUUCCACUUCACCUGAUGGCUCUCUGCACUGCACAUCACAUAAAGAUAACAAGAUAACAAUUAUUGAUGUGGGUUUAAAAGCAACAGGGAUCAUCCAAGGACUAGUAAAAGCAACGGGUGUAAAGACUGGUUUGAAUUUUGACCCUAGAAGCAAAGCCCUUGUUCUCAAUGGUAAACCUGGUCAUCUUCAGUUUUAUUCCCUUCAUGAUGACAAACAGCUCUUUAAUUUGGACAUUGUACAGCAAGAGUUUGUUCAUCAGUCGGGGCUCCAGUAUAUGGAUCUGGUCAAGGCAGCAUUCAGCAGUAAGGGAGAAUGGUUAGCAACUGUGGAAGAAUUACAAGGAAAUUCAGACACCCCUGAUGUGCAGAUGAAGCUCUGGGAAUUUAAUGAUCAGCUUCAGAGCUUUGUACUAAAUACCACAAUCAGUAUGCCACAUGAAGACAGAAUAACAUCCCUAGUCUUUCAGAACAGAGGUGAUUCGGAAGGAGGUUAUCCAGCUUUGGUGACUACAGGAAAUGAUGGUCUCUUUAAAGUCUGGUUACUAAGCGACAACUCAGACAUUUAUAAACAAAGCACUGGCUGGAGCUGUGAUUUUGUGGGUAGUUAUCACAGAAACAAGGCUCUUGGCUGCUGCUUCUCUGAAGAUGGCUCUCUUUUUGCUGUUGGAUUUGAAGAAGUUCUUACUAUAUGGGAGACAAGCACUUGGGACUUAAAACAUACCUUCUGCCAGCCACCAGGAAAAAUAAGGAGUGUGUGUUUUGGAAGAUUUAAUUGUUCCAAAUAUCUUGUUGCCUCAACUGACAGUGGAAUAAUAAAUUGCUGGGACCUGCUGACGUGUUCGUUGGCAUGGAGAGCUCAGAUUGAUGCUACAGUUCUACAGCCGGACAUAUUUUCAGAAAAUAUUGCUGCCUUCUCCUUUGCUUCUGGAAGCUCCAAUUUGUUCAUAUUCAGUCCUACGGAUCCUAUGCCCCUGUAUGUCCAUGAGAAUGUCUGCCAAGAAAAUGUUCAGUGGGCUGUGUUUGUGCCAAGGAUUGUACCCACAUCUGUAUCUUCAGCAAAGCACAGCUGGCUCGUUAGAUCUCAGCUUUAUUUCCUCACAGAAUCUCAGGACCUUUUAACGUUUAGCACAAAGUCCCCAGAAGAAAGCAUGGAACCAAUAAUUAAACAGAUGGCUUCAGAAGAAAGUUUACCUUACACACCUUUCUACACUUUGCUUCGGAAGAAGCAGCAACAGACUCAAGAUAAUCCAACCUGGGACUCAGAGAAAACUCACCCUGCUGGACAUACAACUCAGACAGCUGCCGUUAAAGAGCUUCUUCUUAAUACUCCAGCUCAUGUACUUCCACCUCCAUCCGUUUUAUGUAAAAUGUUUGUGAACUCCUUAUUGAUUGCCAAGCCGAAUAAAUGCCCAGAGCCGGUGAGCAAAGAGGUAGAAAUGGAAAGUGAAAAUGCAGAUGCUGAUUCAGAUGAAGAUCUGCAGGAAACGGCAGAAAGUCAAGAUCCUGUUCCCUCUAUUAUCCCCACCAAAUAUGCUCAACUAUCCAAAGCCCAAGAAAAAGAACUGAAAAGGAUACGAAAGACAGAUUUCAGCUGGGUAUCAGCUUUGUGUGAAAAUGUAUAA
This is a messenger RNA of Staurois parvus, 2154 nucleotides long. Lineage: Eukaryota; Metazoa; Chordata; Amphibia; Anura; Ranidae. The record is from the annotation of a GenBank genome assembly.